Cladophialophora yegresii CBS 114405 is the source of this 492-nucleotide messenger RNA. RefSeq lists its product as uncharacterized. The transcript has a single exon. Bases 1 to 492 code for a protein of 163 amino acids. The record is from RefSeq and is a predicted model, not a curated record. Lineage: Eukaryota; Fungi; Ascomycota; Eurotiomycetes; Chaetothyriales; Herpotrichiellaceae.
AUGGGCCUCCCGUACUCGAAGGAAAUCCAUGCGGCAUUCGAUCAGGUCACUCCACUUGUGGCUGCAGGCUUCGAAGUCCUCCAAACCACCAAAGACAUCGCCAUCUUGCUGGCGGUCAUUCAGGUCGUGACGGCCCUGUCGCUCAUCCUGAUCCUGCUGGCUCUGAUCGCUCUAUUAUUUACCGUUAAUCCGGACCUCGAAAAAGAGAGGGUCCAGCUGGUGACACCUUUUAUGCGAUGGCUUGCGAGCUGGGUCUACAAAUAUGGCAGACUCGCAAGUCACGUCCUCAGAAUCUUGUUUACGGUGGGAAUCAUUGUAUUUGCGUGGUCUAUCUGGCAUGGCUUAGCAACAGGGCAUAAGGACCCGACGUCAGAGGAAGAUGAGACCGAUGGGAAGGAGAAUGAAGAUGAAGAUAGUUCGAAAGAAACAGAAAAGGACGGAAAAGGGACAAAGGAGUCAACGAACGGGAAGGAUGGGGAAAAGGAGAAGUGA